UCUCUUUAGUCGUCAGUCAGGGUGCUGCCAAAGCCACCCAGCAUGCUCUCUCCUCUCUCGACCUCAGGGCAGUUGUAGUCGGUAGUGAUAGUGCACUGACCAAGAUCCGCAACGCAUCAACGGCAGCUCAUGAUGCUGUCUCCUGAAUCUUGAGCUCCGGGAUGUUGCUGCACAAGAUCGACUGACUCACGCUCUGCCUCAGCUCACGUAACGGAGCUCAUCUGAAACAGAGUCUGUUGUGCGCGUACAUCCAAAGAUUCUAAAAGGUAUAAGAAGAGCACCUGCUACGAGGAGGAGGAGCAUCAUCAUCAUCAUCUGGUAUCCCCACAGCACAUCAAACACGUUCACGCUCAGCAAGCUCUCGCUUCCCAGUGACAUCCUUUCUUCCUUGCCUUUGUCGUCGCAAGCUCUCCGCCCAAGAUGGUCAAGAUUUCAGUAGGGGCCAUGGGUCGCAACCCGAUGGGUGUGACGCCCAACUUCGACUUUGCUCAAUUUUUGCGUGUCUGCAAGAAGCACAAUGUGCGAGCAAUCGAUACUGCUCGAGUGUAUCCGCAGAAUGAAGAGCUGCUCACGCGUGCCAUCAAGGCUAAUGGAUGGGAGAAGGACUUUGACAUCUCUACCAAGGUUAUGAUCCAGGGCGAGGGCAGCCACAAGAGAGAAGCCAUCCUUGCGUCUGCCAAGGCUAGUCUAGAGGCCCUUCAGCUCUCGGCUGAUCAGCGACCUGCCCCCAUCGAUAUCUAUUAUCUCCACAUGCCAGAUCGUAGCACCCCUUUCGAGGAAACGUGCGCUGCCGUCGAUGAGCUGUAUCAGCAAGGUUGGUUCAAGCGAUUUGGCCUGAGCAACUACUCGGCCGAAGAGGUGGAGAAGAUCCACAAGAUCUGCACCGAAAAGGGCUACGUGCGCCCGAGCGCGCACACUUGCAACUACAACCCACUCGUCAGGACGGCCGAGUUUGAGCUCUUUCCGCUCCUUCGCCGACUCGGUAUCGCGUGCCAGUCCUUUGGACCGCUCGCAUCCGGCGUGCUCGUCAAGCCCAUCGACGAUCUGGUUGGGCCCGUGAAAGCAAAUUCGCGCAUGGAAGCGUUGCCUUUCAUCCAAGGCUUGUACCUCAACGAUGAUAUCGUGAAAGCCGUCCGUCACUUGGAAACCACGUGCCAAAAGCUGGGCAUUUCCAAGCAAAACGCCACGCUCCGCUACAUGCUCCACCACUCUGGCUUGUCGGAAGACGACUCGAUCAUCUUGGGCGCAUCUUCGCCAGAACAGCUGGAGAGCAAUCUCGCUGCGUGCGAGGGAGGAGCUCUGGAUAGAGAAGCUCUAAAAGCCUUCGAGACGCUGUGGGACCAGGUGAAGGGGAGAAAGCCCAAGUACCAUACAUGA
Molecule: messenger RNA, 1377 nt
Organism: Ceraceosorus guamensis
Lineage: Eukaryota; Fungi; Basidiomycota; Exobasidiomycetes; Ceraceosorales; Ceraceosoraceae
Product: Aldo/keto reductase
Exons: 2
Coding region: 421-1377 (318 amino acids)
Cellular component (GO): cytosol
Source: RefSeq, a predicted model, not a curated record